AUGGCCAUGGCACGAUGCAGUACUGCUGCUCUUUUCGUGAUUGUGUUUUCGGCUACUGCUCUUUCAAGCACGGUGUCCGGACAAGUAACAGGCGGAAGGCUUGUCGGAGGUGAGGCUGCUUGGAAUUCUCCGGCGUUUGAUUACCAAGCUUGGGCUGAUGGCAUAACUUUCCAUAUCGGAGAUGAAUUAAUUUUCCAGUACGACAUAGGGAUUCACAAUGUGGUUGUAGCUGAUUCUCCUGAAGCGUUUGAACAAUGUCGGAUAACCCCGAACUAUGGUGUAUAUGAUGGUGGAUUCGACAGAUUAGUCAUGAAUGAUCCCGGAACCUACUAUUUCAUGUGUGAAUAUAGUUGUCUGGACAAUAUGAAAUUUAAGGUCACUCCCAUCUAUUGA
Molecule: messenger RNA, 393 nt
Organism: Fragaria vesca subsp. vesca
Lineage: Eukaryota; Viridiplantae; Streptophyta; Magnoliopsida; Rosales; Rosaceae
Product: stellacyanin-like
Exons: 2
Coding region: 1-393 (130 amino acids)
Cellular component (GO): plasma membrane
Molecular function (GO): electron transfer activity
Source: RefSeq, a predicted model, not a curated record